AUGUCAUGCACGUGCAAAUGUUGGCAUGGAUUAAAAGCACCAAACCUGACAACUGGUACCGGAACUGCACGCAGUAACACCGCACCAUAUGUUAUAAAUAAAAACAAUUUGAACCCGAAACCGCCUUGUGCAGAGUGCAAACAGAAACCAGAACAACAACAAUCAAUGACUUGUAUGUCUGCUCUGACGGGUAAUCAUAGCGGUAAUUGUCUGUCAGCGCAUUGUACGGCAACUGCUACACCAGCAGCAACACCAUUUAUGGCUGUUCCGGCAAUCACAGUACCGCCGCCGGCACAAACUACCCAGCCGCAAAUCGUUUUAGGCGGUAUGACUGCUAAUACAAUGAAUUCCACAUUUUAUCCAACGUUUGGAAACACAGCACAAAAUAACAAUUCCAUGUAUUUUAUACCUUUUGCAUAUCCAAAUAUCGUUCCUAUGGCCACGCCUAUGCCAUCACCUAUGCUUUCUGCAAAUACUCAACAAAAUUCAAUUCAAGGUUGUCCUCAUACAAAUGCAUUAAAUCAUUCUAGAACAUCGGGACCCACAACGACUGCAAUAUCGAAUCGAAGACAUAACGUAAACAGCGAAUCGACAACGAAAAGAUAUGUGCCUCCAUUGAAAGCUACAGUAGCAGCAGCGAUAUCGGAACAUCAAAAACAUACAAAUACUGUUUUGGAUGCCUUUGAUGGCUUCAAACUUGAUUGUGGACUAAAAAGGAGGAAAACUGACACUGAAAAAAAGGUAGAUGACAAAGCACAGUCAACAUCAAAAUCAACUAUGAAAAAUAACAGGCAGGAUGAGGACAAUGAAAAUAUUUUUAAAUCGGAUAUAUUCUUUGCAAAAUAUCUAACAAAUCCAAAACUUUUAGCACUGCAGUUGUCCGAUUCGAAGUUUCGGCGCGCAACUCUAGUGCAAUUUCUCAUUCUUUUCCAAUAUCUGCAGUCAAAAGUGAAAUUUAAGACAGAUUCAAGUGUUUUGACAUCAUCGCAGGAGUUAUACAUAGAGACUACUCAGACUAGGGUAUAUAAGCUGAUAGAAGAAACUCCACCAAAUGGUAACCAGUUCUUGCGAACUGUCCAACACAUUCUAAAUCGAGAAGAGAUAUGGAAUAAGUGGAAAAAUGAAGGUUGUAAGGAAAUUAGAAAACCUGACGACGUUCAAAAUAACACAAAAGGAAAGGAGGAACCUCAAGAAGACAACGCCACAACAAGUGGUAGUGGUGCAGUAGUUAAUGACAGUAAUGUGAAAGAAGAAUCUAGCGAUGAAUCAUUUAUUAAACAGAUUCAACCACACACAAGGAAACGGCUCUUGGGCGAUAUACUUAGGGAAAGUUAUAACUCAAAUAGAUACUAUUUAGGCCAUCCAUUGCUAACUGAACUCUGGAAUUUAGCACCGGAUAAUCUAUCAGCAUGUAAAAGUGAAGAUCGUAAUUUCUUACCUGAAUUCGAAGUAUAUCUCAAUAACAAAAACGAUAGAAGUGACUCUUCAUCAUGGCGAGCAUUGCGUUUGUUGGCAAGACAAUCUCCACACUUUUUCACCACAUUUAAUUCGUCAUCCAGUUAUAAAAUACCGGAUUACUUGGAGAAUAUGCGCCGCAGAAUUAUUAGGGAAAAGUUAGAAAAUGCCAAACCAGCCACAAGUGCAACAGUAACCAAUGGUCAAGUCAGCAGCAACGGAUCAACUCUUGAAAAUGAAACUAUGACACUAACUGACGCUGAACAAGAAGCUGAGCCUGAGUUGGGCGCUGAUGAAGAUAUUGAAAAAAACGAAGACGAUAGAAAUGCCCAUUCGAAACCUCUUGUGGCUACACACGAACAAAUCGAAGAGAUUGCUCCACUUAUUGGCGAUGAUUGGAAGAAGUUAGGUAAGAAACUAGGUUACACUCCAGACGAGUUGGAAUUUUUCGAAACAGAACACACUGAACCUAAUACUGCCUGUGUUACAAUGUUGGUUAAUUGGUUUGCGGAUGAUGACGAUGCCACACUUGACAAUUGGGCUUACAUGAUGGAAGGCCUAGAAAUCAAUGAAGCUGCGACAGCUGUCAAGGCAAUGAUCGAACGUUUAUCGACAAAAAGUAGUAAAACAGACGUAGAAGUAAUUUCGGACUAACAAUUCAACGCAACGCAACACAACACAACACAACAACAAAAACGCAAAUGAUCUGUUAAAAAAAAUUUUA
Messenger RNA from Teleopsis dalmanni, 2179 nucleotides. Its product is annotated as THO complex subunit 1-like. Gene Ontology annotation, biological process: signal transduction; mRNA export from nucleus; regulation of DNA-templated transcription elongation. The record is from RefSeq and is a predicted model, not a curated record. Gene Ontology annotation, molecular function: protein binding. The transcript is spliced from 4 exons. The coding region runs from base 1 to 2109 and encodes 702 amino acids. Gene Ontology annotation, cellular component: THO complex part of transcription export complex. NCBI's taxonomy places the organism in Eukaryota, Metazoa, Arthropoda, Insecta, Diptera, Diopsidae.